AUGGCAUUCCGACAGAGACCGAGCCGAGGAGCAUGCGAUGAUGACCCGGAAGCCGGGCCCGGACCAAGCACCGCCAGAUUCUACUCCAGGUCGGACACUAUACCACAUGUUAGCGAUCCUUACAACUCUACCUCAACAUCACCGGAUGACGACUCAAGAACCCUUUACAGCGAUGAGGAACUCAUAGUCACUGCUGACACGUACCCUACGCCAAACGAUGAUUAUCAAGUUCCCGAACCUAUUGAAGAAGAACUGGCUUCACAUGUAGCCAUAUUUCUUCCAUCGGGCUCGUCUCGCGACUCGGAUCCUCAGACUGCACAGGGUGUUCGGUGGUGCAACGAAAUCUUAUCUGUUGGCUUAUACAAACCGCAUUCACAUCCGGAAGGGGAAGUUCAGUCAGCGGAAAUGGCAACUACUCCGCCCACACGCCGCAGGGCUAUCUCACUCGAUGCUUUCGACGGAGUUCCUUCAUUUGGCACCCCGGAAGCCAUUGCUGCUUCUGCUCAAUUCAUUCGUGAUCCAUUUCCACCUAACAAUCAGCGCGUACGUUCUCUCAAUACGGCGGCGAUCAGGAGAUUGUUUGGUAUUCAGUCUCCUAUUCAACCCCUACCUACACCUUCGCCUUCGCCCCCAGCUACGACCACGGCUGCCACAACUAUACAAUCAGUUCGAGGUAUUGGCCGAGCCCCUGAUGGAACGAGGGUACUUGGUGGAUUUGGCUAUAGGCAAAGUGGCCAUGGUACGGAUCUCGCGCAGGAACUAGAUGAUCACACUUUUCACGUGAAUAAUAUUCCACUGGCAGCUCCAUCAAUUACUCCAGCUGAGGAUAACCCGGCCGAAUCCAGAAGGACAAGGGUUGGGACAGCGGCUGAAACUUCAAGUUUCAAGAGUACCUUGUCUCUUCCGAAAAGAUACGCCAGACUGUUUAGACCUUCUAUCGCAGAAAUGUUCGCUUCUACAUCUCCGGACCCUGGGUCAUCGCCUACUCGAUCAUCUCCUCGAUCAUCUUCUCGAUCGCCUGCUCGAUCGCCUUCUCGAGAUUUCACUGCAGAUUCUGCUCUAGAUUCUAUUACAAUGGUAGCACCUCCGCGAAAUCCAGCUAGAAUCAGAGAUCAGCGUCGACAAUACCCAGGGCAGGACGGUCUAUCCAACUCUUUUCAGAGACACACAGUUGUCAACCAGAUAAUCCAAGAGGAAGAACCAGAUACCGAACCUGAACCUGUGCCUCAGCCAAAUGCAGCUUACAUUCGUUUGUCUCGUAUUCAUAUGCAACUGUCUCUAUGCUGUUGUCUAGGCGGCCGAAUUGUCGAAGUUAUCAAUCAAGGAACAGGCCAGGGAACAGGUCAGGGAACAAACCAGGGAACGCCACUCGAGCCCAUUACCUCCCAAGAUAGCUACGUAACAGCGCCAAGUCAGUCAUCUCCGGUUCGAAAUGGAAGUCCACAGCGUCGUGAGAGCAAUCAUGAUGAUAUUACAGAGCAGCCCGAACGCCGCGUGUGGACUCCGGUGUCUAACUUUGUUCGUCGGGGCGCCGCUGUUUUGAAACAGCGUAUCCCGUAA
Molecule: messenger RNA, 1560 nt
Organism: Penicillium manginii
Lineage: Eukaryota; Fungi; Ascomycota; Eurotiomycetes; Eurotiales; Aspergillaceae
Exons: 2
Coding region: 1-1560 (519 amino acids)
Source: RefSeq, a predicted model, not a curated record